UACAUAUUUCAAGUGCUACUACUGUGGAUGCUAAUUCCUUAAGCUCCUUACACUGUUGCUCAAUCUGGCCCACUAAUCUAGCUUUCUCCUAUAAAACCACACCAUUCCUAAUGCUGCCCUAGCUCUCCUAAGUCCUAACAUCUACAUAAUCCCCUGCAAAUCAAACCUCCUUCAAGUUUUAGCUCAUUUUUUUUAGCCAUGCUUACAUCCGAGGUUCCGGGAAUCCAAUACCUAGUUCCUGAAAUCAUGACCGCGUUUCCUAACAACACCGGUGUGAUGCAAAACAAUAUGAAUAUUUCAUUCCUAACCACCUUGCCAAAUUCUCAAAACUCGCCUCCUGUCUACAAGUUCAGUCCCGGAUAUGCGUGCUUGAGCAACAACUCGACUUCUGAUGAAGCAGAGGAGCAUCAAGUAAGCAUCAUCGACGAAAGGAAGCAGAGGAGAAUGAUUUCCAACAGAGAAUCUGCGCGUAGGUCGCGGAUGAGGAAGCAGAAGCACCUGGACGAGCUGUGGUCGCAGGUGGUUCGGCUUAAGACAGAGAAUCACCACCUUAUAGACCAGUUGAACCAUGUGUCCGAGUGCCAUGACAGGGUCGUCCAAGAGAAUGCAAGGCUUAAGGAAGAGGCUUCAGAGCUCCGCGAAAUGCUCACUGACCUCCAAAUCGGAAGUCCUUACUCGGGUCUGAGAGAGCUGGACGAAGUUACCUGCAACACAGCUUAUCUCAAGGCUGAGUCUUCAAACCAAUCCAUUAGUACUAGUUCUGAAAAACUACUUCAUUGAGAAGGAGCUGUUCUGUUUUUUGCUUUCAAUUUACUUGUCUAUGUUAACCAGUAGUAUUUGCCUUCACUUGUGCCGUAUGAGAUCAGAAACAAAGCGUGAAGUGCGCAAUAACAUCUUAAUUUCAACCA
Molecule: messenger RNA, 908 nt
Organism: Cornus florida
Lineage: Eukaryota; Viridiplantae; Streptophyta; Magnoliopsida; Cornales; Cornaceae
Product: basic leucine zipper 43-like
Exons: 1
Coding region: 199-780 (193 amino acids)
Biological process (GO): regulation of DNA-templated transcription
Molecular function (GO): DNA-binding transcription factor activity
Source: RefSeq, a predicted model, not a curated record